Aspergillus piperis CBS 112811 is the source of this 564-nucleotide messenger RNA. RefSeq lists its product as uncharacterized. The transcript has a single exon. The record is from RefSeq and is a predicted model, not a curated record. Bases 246 to 464 code for a protein of 72 amino acids. NCBI's taxonomy places the organism in Eukaryota, Fungi, Ascomycota, Eurotiomycetes, Eurotiales, Aspergillaceae.
GUCAGUCAUUAUGUUGGUUAACGUUUAUCCCUUGAUUCAUUUCCAUUAGCCACUCAAUCACUCACUCACUCACACUCUUUACCGUUAUUUUAUUUCUUCUUAUAGCUUUUGAGUUCAAUCCUUACCCCCCACCCCCUCCCUUUUUCCUUAAUACAGUAUUCCCUAUUACUACUUGCAUACAUCCACAUAUACAUACAUACAUACAUACAUAUACUCAUACAUGAUCCUACAUACUUGAAAUAAGAAUGCUGGGCAAACACAGAGGGCUAGAACAAGGCUACACAAACCCGUGCAGGAUGCAUCAUCCCAACUUAUUUUUUUUCCCAACCAAGGAUAUAAUAUUACACAAAAAGUGGGUUGGUCGUCAGCCAGCCAGCCACGAUGAGCUCAUCUAUCUUUUCUCUUCGUUUCUUCACCGUCUUUCCGUGGAGGGAGGGGGGAAAAAAGAGGAGGUUGGAAUGUGAGUGAGUGGUAUGAUCUCUGAUCUAUGAUCUAUGAUCUACUAGCUCUGAUGAUAUUGUGCGAGGGACUCGUUGCUAUGCUUCUAGUAUACUACGUAUCUCA